This is a messenger RNA of Dichotomopilus funicola, 4743 nucleotides long. RefSeq lists its product as uncharacterized. Gene Ontology annotation, molecular function: DNA binding; hydrolase activity, hydrolyzing O-glycosyl compounds; DNA-binding transcription factor activity. The record is from RefSeq and is a predicted model, not a curated record. The transcript has 11 exons. NCBI's taxonomy places the organism in Eukaryota, Fungi, Ascomycota, Sordariomycetes, Sordariales, Chaetomiaceae. The coding region runs from base 1 to 4743 and encodes 1580 amino acids. Gene Ontology annotation, biological process: carbohydrate metabolic process; peptidoglycan turnover; regulation of DNA-templated transcription.
AUGACCAACAAAUUGGACCCCGAACUGGACCCACUAUGGCAGGAUCUCGACUGGGCCAUUGGCCAGAUGCUGAUUAUGGGGUGGGAUGGCACUGAAGUGACCCCCUCGAUCCGCCAUCUCAUCGAAGAGCACCAUGUGGGCUCCAUCUUGUUGACGGCAAAGAACCUCAAAUCCGCUCAGCAAACCGCCAGGCUUGUCCAGGAGCUUCAGACCAUUGCUCACCAAGCCGGCCACCCGUACCCCCUGUUGAUUGCCCUCGACCAGGAAAAUGGUGGUGUCAACAGCCUCUUCGAUGAGGACUACAUCUGCCAGUUCCCCAGCUCCAUGGGCCAGGCUGCGGCCAGCAGCGCUGAUCUGGCUUACAAAGUUGCCAAAGCCACAGCCACAGAAAUCUCGGCCGUCGGCGUGAACCUGAUCCUCGGACCCGUCUUGGACGUCCUUACAAAUGCGCGUUACCAACCCUUAGGGGUCCGAGCUAUUGGCGACGACCCCCAGGAGGUCUCGCAGUACGGCAUCGCCGCCAUGAAUGGGUACAAGGAGGCUGGAGUCGCUACUUGUGGAAAGCACUUCCCUUCAUACGGGAACUUGGAUUUUCUCGGCUCGAGCCUGGAUAUUCCCACCAUUACGCAGACGCUGGAGGAACUGUCGCUGAGCGCGCUCGUUCCCUUCCGCAACGCGAUCGCCACGGGAAACCUUGACGCCAUGUUCGUCGGUGGAUGCGGCAUCACAAACCCAUCCAUGAAUGUCAACCACGCCUGUCUUUCCGAGCAGGUGAUUGACGACUUGCUUAGGAACGAGCUCGGGUUCCAGGGCGUGGCCAUCUCCGAGUGCCUUGAAAUGGAGGGCCUCCGGAAUGAGAUCGGCGUCAGGACCGGGACUGUUAUGGCUGUGGAAGCCGGUUGCGACUUGGUGUUACUUUGCCGUGCCUACGACGUGCAGCUCGAAGCCAUUGCCGGUCUCAAACUUGGGGUGGAGAAUGAGCUCAUCACGAAAGAGCGGGUUUAUACCUCUCUUAGGAGACUUUUCCGGAUGAAGAAGCAAUGUACCUCCUGGCAGAAGGCGCUGAACCCGCCUGGGAUCAGUUUGCUAUCUAAGAUUCACCCUGGGCACCUCGCGCUGUCACUCAAGGCCUACGACGACUCGAUCGCCGUGAUACGCGACAAUGAAGGCCUGCUCCCGCUCACCAAGUCCAUGCAUCAAGAAGAGGAACUUCUUCUGCUAACGCCCCUGGUCAAGCCGCUACCUGCGUCCCCAAUGACUAGGGCGCUGCAGGAGAAGCACAGGCCGGACACGGUCCACGAGAGAUGGGUCCAUAAUACUCGGGGUGCCAUCAUGAGCGGCGAGGGCGUGUUUAGAGAGUUAGGGAGGUCGCUCGCGAGGGAGAGGCACGGUAAACUGCUGCAUACUUCAUACACUGCGCACGGUGUUCGGCCCGUACACGAGAACUUGAUCAACCGGGCGUCGUCUAUCAUCAUCGUUACAGCAGACGCCAACCGCAACUUGUACCAAGCCGGUUUCACCAAGCAUGUCGCCAUGAUGUGUUCAUUGCUCCGCGCAAGCGGUCAGAAAAAAUCCCUGAUCGUCGUCGCUGUUAGCUCACCCUACGACUUCGCCAUGGACAAGUCCGUUGGGACCUACAUCUGCACGUUUGACUUCACCGAAUUGGCCAUGUCGGCAUUGGUCGGGGCCUUGUGUGGAAAGUCCAAACCGCAAGGAACACUUCCGGGCACUCUCAGAAAGAGCAGGAAGGCACUCAAAUCCCGUCAGCACUGGCUUGUGGAAGCGUAUGACCGCGACCGAGAUGCCCGAUACCUGGACGAUUUGUUGCAGGCUCUCGCUCGGGCAAGCGCUCCGGCUCAUCAGUUCCUGCUGACAACAAAUGCCCACUCCUUCGAGCUGUUCAACCCCAACAUCGAAGAAGCCCACUUCAUGGUGCGCAACAGCAGCACCAAAGCCCUCUACGGCUUCUGCGCCACUUACUUCGUCCAUGGCACAGGCAUCAUCGGUGCUGUCUUUGUUGACCCCUCCAAACGCAACCUCUCCAUCGGCCGAUCUCUCCAGCGUCGUGCUCUACGCGGCCUCGCUCAGAAACGCGGCAUCAAGAAGAUGCAACUCGGCAUGUCCUUCCCCGGUGUCUUUCCGGGCAUCCCGGCCGACGACAGCGCCAAUCUGAGGCAGUGGUUCGCCAACGGCGGCUGGGACCUGCAGUUCCCCCGGCGGAUCUCCAACCUAACCAUCCCCUCCCUCGCCGGUUGGAACCCGCCCGAGGGCCUGCUCCAGAGCAUCCAGCGCGCUGGAAUCAGCUUCGAUCUCAUCCACGGGCCGGAAAACGCCGAAAGCGUGCUCGACCACAUCAAGACGCAUUCCCACCCGGAGGUCCUCGAACUGUACCGAUUCGCUCUGCAGGAAACCAAAACCUGCGGCGUUGUCCGCGCCAAAGGGCCCGGCGAAGCGCUCCUCGGCACGGUCAUUAUCUGCAGCCCUGGAAGCCCACUGUCCGGGUUCAUCCCGCCGCUACAGCCGGGCCCCGGGGAGGACGAGCAGCCCAUCGGUGGCAUCGUAGCCCCCAUCAUUGCGCCAUCUUCCGGAGGCCAAGCGCAGGCCACUUUGGUGCUGCAGGGACUGGCGCUUAUGGGGGUGAGGCAGAACAAAGCGCAUAAAUCGUUGCGUAGUGUUCUGAGUUGGGUGCAGGACGAGGCACAGGAGCCGUUGGUGGCGAUGGGGUUUGAGGUGGUGCAGGCUUUUGAGCAGUUUACGAGCUCGCCGGAGAAUGUUGCCUACCGUACUCCGUCCCUAGGGAGGAGCAUAGUAGAAUACAGGGAAAUGAUGGCCGGGUUCAAUCCCAUGCCGGCGCUGGCUCCGGGCGCCACUCCCGGCCCGGACGGCAUGCCUAUGACGGCUUCGGAUAUGGACGCUUUUAAUGCGUGUAUGGCUUUUGACGAGUCGAUGCUUGACCCCGUCAACAUCCCCCAACUCCCCUUCACCCCCGCCCCCUACGACUUCGACGCCUUCAGCACCACCUUCGAAGACCCCUUCUCCUAUCCCGCCCGCCCCUUCGAAAACAACCCCGCCGCCAUCGGCCGCGGCGCCCGCAACGCCCCCCAUGUCUACCCGCCCGCCCCCGUCGGCGAUUCCCACUCCCACACCCACACCCACGGCCACGGCCACCACGACGUGUACGACCACAUGGGCGAGGGCUCCCCACCCGACGACGAAGACGACGCCCUCGACAACAAGCUCCUCAGCUUCGGCGCGCCGAUCCCGGGAAAGGCCACGCUGCUCACUGACGCCGAGCUGUACGGCAUGUUCUUCGUUGCCGAGGAUGUCUUUGGUGCGGAUAGUAAUACUUCGGGUCGCCCGCUCGAACUGACCUGCUACCGCCGUAAUUUGUGGCAGAUCUCUGGACAGGUUACCCUACCGCGGCAGGUCGUGCAGUACAUGGACGAGCAAGGCCGGCGCAUGCCUGUUGCUGAGCUGGCUGCGUCUAUCACGGCUGUUGAGAGCAUUGAGGGCCGCGUCGCGGAGAUGAUCACCAUCCCCUGGCGCGGCAGCAACGCGCCGCCGAUGGGGGGCGCGGGCGGGGCCGCGGAGGAAACCAAGGCUGUUAGCCCGCCGCCGGUGGUGCCGUUGGAUUUUGUGGGCGGUGGGCAGGAAGUGGACAGCGGGAACCGGGUGUCGGUUCCCGUGGCGUGGAAGAGGCUGCAGUUCAAGCAUGCGACGGCGAAUAACGGACGACGGAAGGGGUUGCAGCAACACUAUGUGGUGCAGAUCAACCUGCUGGUGAAGAGCAAGGCCGGGGGGGAGUAUGUCAAGGUGACGGAGGUGCAGUCGGGGCCGGUGAUUGUGCGUGGGAGGAGUCCGAGGAAUUUUGAUAGUCGGAAGGAGGUGCCGUUGGGGGAUAAGAGGCCGUUGGAGAGGAGGAAUACGGAUGUGUCGGGUUCAUCCUCCUCCGCUCCCUACUACACAUACAUACUAACAACCUUCCAGUCAUCCCCCGCCGACUGGCCAACCCCCUACGCUUCCACACCCACCCCCCACUCCCAUCACAACCCACAAAACCAAAACCAACACCAACACCAACACGCCAACAAAAAGAUGGCCAUGACCUCCCCCAGCCUCAACCGACCCCCCGUACCUUCCUGGGGCUCCCUCGAACCUCCAACCCCUAAACACACCGGGACGAAACACAACAGUCUAUCAGUUUCUUCUUCCUCUGGUGGUGGUCCCAAACAGCGCCGCAAUAGCAGCCACAAUAACAACAACAACAACAACAACAACAACAACAACAACAACACGGCUGUUCCCCUGAGUCUGUCGCUUUCCGAAGACGAGCGGAGUCCCUCCAACCGGGCUGGGUCCAAUGAUAGCGCGCAGAGUCCACAACAGCCGGGCCAGCAGCAGGGGCAGGGGCAGCAGCAUGGGGGGAAGGCAUCUUCUUCUUCGGCUGGGUUUCUCUCGGCCUCUGGAGGCGGGAACGGGAGUGGUGCAGGUGGAGCUGGUGCUGGUACAGCAGGUGGGUUGUCAGCGGCGGCCGCGGCUGGGGCGGCGGGUGUUUUGGCUAGCCCGAUGGAGACGACGGAGGAUAUGUUAUAUGAGUAUUUCCCGUUGAGUUUGGAUGAUUGGAUGCCCCCCGUCGACGCAAUCUACCGCCCCCACGUCGUCCACCACACCAUUGUCCCGCCCGAGGUCAAGGCCCAGCAGGUACGCAGCAAGGCGAAGCGGUAUUUCGUUGCGGCUGAGUAG